AUGGGCGAGGUGGACAGGGAUGAGUGCGUGUACAUGGCCAAGCUGGCGGAGCAGGCCGAGCGGUAUGAUGAGAUGAUGGCGGAGGUGAAGAAGAUCGCGCGAAUGGUGCACGAGCAGGAGCUGAGCGUGGAGGAGAGGAACCUGCUGAGCGUGGCGUACAAGAACGUGAUCGGCAGCAGGCGGGCGUCCUGGAGGAUCAUAUACAACAUCGAGCAGAAGGAGGAAAACAAGGGCAACGAGGAGAACGUGGGCAGGAUCAGGAAGUACCGGCUCAAGGUGGAGACGGAACUCGCCAACAUCUGCACCAGCAUCCUGACCCUCCUCGAUGAGCACCUUAUCCCGGCGGCCUCCUCGGGGGAGUCCAAGGUGUUCUUCCUGAAGAUGAAGGGGGACUACCAUCGCUACCUGGCAGAGUUCAAGUCGUCCUCAACGCGCAAGGAGGAGGCGGAACAGACGUACCUGGCGUACAAGGCCGCGCAGGACAUUGCACUUGCUGACUUGGUCCCCACCCACCCGAUUCGCCUGGGUCUGGCCCUCAAUUUUUCAGUCUUCUACUACGAGAUUGAGAACUCGCCUGACAGGGCUUGUUACCUGGCCAAGCAGGCAUUUGAUGAGGCCAUUCAAGAACUUGACAAGCUUGGGGACGAGUCCUACAAGGACAGUACCCUGAUCAUGCAGCUGCUCAGGGACAACUUGACAUUGUGGACGUCAGACAUGCAGGAUGCAGAGCAAGGGAAGGAAGGUGGUGGUGAACUCCAAGUCGACGAAGUCGGUGACCAUGACUGA
This is a messenger RNA of Ostreobium quekettii, 786 nucleotides long. The record is from the annotation of a GenBank genome assembly. Lineage: Eukaryota; Viridiplantae; Chlorophyta; Ulvophyceae; Bryopsidales; Ostreobiaceae.